CCUAUGAAAUAAGCGAACCUGGCUUUCCCCGGGCUCUUCGUGGUAUAGAGGUCAUUUCCGCUAUUGGCGGCGCUGCAGCUUCUUCCUGUUUCCCAGCAUCCCCCGAACUGCCUCCGCUGCUGCCGCAUCCAAGAUGGAGGAGUACGCUCGUGAACCCUGCCCCUGGCGAAUUGUGGAUGAUUGUGGUGGGGCUUUCACUAUGGGUACCAUAGGAGGUGGUAUCUUCCAAGCAAUCAAAGGUUUUCGCAAUUCUCCUGUGGGAGUGAGCCAUAGGCUGCGAGGCAGUUUGACAGCAAUCAAAACCAGAGCACCACAGUUGGGAGGUAGCUUUGCCAUUUGGGGAGGUCUCUUUUCUAUGAUUGAUUGCAGUAUGGUAAAAGUCAGAGGAAAAGAAGAUCCAUGGAAUUCCAUCACAAGUGGUGCCUUAACUGGAGCCAUAUUGGCAGCAAGAAAUGGACCAGUGGCCAUGGUUGGUUCAGCUGCAAUGGGUGGCAUUCUUCUAGCUUUAAUUGAAGGAGCUGGUAUCCUGUUAACAAGAUUUGCAUCUGCACAGUUUCCAAAUGGACCGCAGUUUGUUGAAGAUCCUUCCCAGUUGCCUCCAGCCCAGUUGCCACCCUCACCAUUUGGAGACUACCGGCAAUAUCAAUAAUGAGACUAUUGCCCUGAGGUUUCUUAUUACAAUGUGAUCUUUAGUUCUAGAAAGAUUCUGGAAGACCAAGUUACAGUCAGAUUUGGACAAGAAGAACUGAAUUCUCCGAAGAAACACUUAGCACUUUUUCUAUUUAAAGGAACCUGGGGACAGAAAGUUUAAAAGAUCUUUAAAUUUUUAUUUAUUCGUACUUGGAUUGCAUUUGUAAUAAAAUAAAUGUCUAGGUAUUGUUCAAAAAGGAAAUACUUUAAAUACUUAGAAGAUGAAGGACCAAAGGAAGAGUACUGAAAUUGGUUUCCUUAUGGACUUCUCUGCCUAGUUUGGUGUUCUGUGGUUCAAACAAUAAUAUCCCCUGGAACUUGUUCUUUCUUUCCAGAUCAGUAAUAGUGCUCCACUUUUCAUCCUCAAACACUUCAUCUUCUCUACAAAAAUAGAUUUAAGCCUGCAUGUAUUGGAGUCAGAAUCUUUUCUCACUCCUGAAAUGGAUUGUGUAUGAAAGUGAAGAAUUUUGCCGAGCCAGCACAGGUUAUUUUAGUAACACACUUUAGGUAUCAGAGUGGUACAGUAAAGUGCAAACUUUUCACACAAUACCGCCUUACAGGGAAAGUGAAAUAUGCCAUGCCCUUCUUUUGAACUGUCAACUACAAGACUUCUCUUAGGCUUCUGUGCCUUGGUUUCUGACUAUUAGAAAUCUCACCAGAAAUGACCCCUUUCCAAAAUGCUUAAUACUGUAAAAAGAACUCAGAGCAGGAAUAGUUUUCAUUAUUGGAAAAGUUUGUUCAUUUGUGGGAUUGAAAAUAAAAUGUGAAGAUUUUUUUUGUGAUGCUUUUGUAGUCUCAAGGAACUGAUUUUUACAUAUAGAUUGAGCAGAGCUCCUGGUAAAUAAUUUUUGACUAAAUCAUUGUGAUCUACCAGAAGUUGUAUAACCAGUUACUUUCAUUUGCAGCAUGGCCUACAGCAUGCAUUUUGCAGAAUGCCAAUUGUGAACUCACCAGUACAAGGAAUUCAAAGAUGAAUUAAAUGGUCUCUAUCUCCAA
This is a messenger RNA of Monodelphis domestica (gray short-tailed opossum), 1686 nucleotides long. It is a transcript of the gene TIMM17A, whose product is annotated as translocase of inner mitochondrial membrane 17A. Gene Ontology annotation, molecular function: transmembrane protein transporter activity. The record is from RefSeq and is a predicted model, not a curated record. Gene Ontology annotation, biological process: protein import into mitochondrial matrix. Gene Ontology annotation, cellular component: TIM23 mitochondrial import inner membrane translocase complex. Lineage: Eukaryota; Metazoa; Chordata; Mammalia; Didelphimorphia; Didelphidae.